UUGGAAAAAUGGAAACGACAAGGAAUCCGACCGGUGAACUUUCCGAAAUUCAAUCUGUAAUUGCUAAUCCCAUCCCGAUGGCUUUGCAGACUCAAGUAAGAAAAAGAGUAGUCUGGAAUGAUAGUAAAGACAUUUCUUUACUUAAGGAGAUGAUUGUAACAAAUCCUUUCAGCUACAAGGAAAGAACCAGGGAAAGGGGGAAAAUGUGGCAAUCUGUGGCCUCUAAUCUAAAUGCCAUGUGGGAAACUGAUAAAACAGAUAGCAGAGGCUACAGGGAGCUUUACAACCUCCUUAAGACAAAGCAUGUAAAGGAGCUGGUAAAUCUUGAAAAGGAGUCCGAAACAUCAAGUCUUCCAUCUGGUAAUAUAAAGAAAGAGAAAGAGGAUGAGCAGGAAAUGAGAAAUAGAUGUCUUAAUGCCAUGACACCAAUUAAAGGACAAAGAGUGAAGAUGUGCAAGACAAGAAAAGAAGGAAGUCGAAUGAGACCAUGCUCAAGAAAAAAUGGAGAGAGAGUUAAAGUGGAGAAAUGAAGAGAAAGAAUUGAAAGAGAAGCAGAUGGAGCAAGAAGCAGAAUUUAGAAAGCAAGAGGCUGCUGAAAGAACCAAACAAAUAGAUUUGAUGCAACAGCAAAUGCUACA
Anneissia japonica is the source of this 638-nucleotide messenger RNA. RefSeq lists its product as uncharacterized. The transcript is spliced from 4 exons. The coding region runs from base 9 to 530 and encodes 173 amino acids. The record is from RefSeq and is a predicted model, not a curated record. NCBI's taxonomy places the organism in Eukaryota, Metazoa, Echinodermata, Crinoidea, Comatulida, Comatulidae.